GUUUAUAAAAAUGUCGGCGUACCUUCUUUAUAGUCAAGGAAAUGUUAGAUAAAUUCGUGAAAUUAUGCGAUAAACACAACAAUGAUGAUAAAGAUUCAACUAACUGCAUACCCAUAUCUAGGGUAUUGAUUAUAAUGGAAGAAGAGAACUGAAUAGAUUGGUUUGCAGAUAUUGUGCUUGAAACUAAGAAGAUUUUCCAUACAUAAUUUUAAUGAAGACAGCUGUAACUAACAUCAAUUAAAAACAUGAUGGAAAAACAAGAUGCUAAUAGCCAUGCCGUGGACAGGGUUGCAGAUUUCAGUCAAGGCUCACCGGUUGACCUCACACCCCCAAAUAUAAAAGAUGAUAAAGUUUCAGAAAUUCUGCAACAAGUUUCUCAGCUGUCAGAAAUGGACCAAUAUAUGUUGUACCUGCAGCUUCCAACUGGUGAUAACACUUGUGAUGUAGCAAAGGAAAACCCCCUCACAUCAAUGGCCAAAAGGACAGAUGCAGCUGUAAAAUGGAUCAAACAGAAUUAUACUGAGAGUCCUGGUGCAUCAGUGGCAAAAGAAAAAGUUUAUAAACAUUACAGGGAGGAAUGUGAAGCUGAUGACAACAAACCACUCUGUAUUGCUGACUUUGGAAAGGUGAUGAAGCUGGUCUUUCCCAAGAUAGUUCAUAGAAGACUUGGCCAAAGGGGCGAAUCCAAAUACUGUUAUGAAGGAUUAAAAAGGAAGGGAGUUAACUCCUCUUCCAUCUGUAAAGUCUGUAACAACCCAACUACAGUUGAGAAACCUCCCCCAGAUAUUAAUUUACUUUCCUGCCAGCUUGUUUGUGAAUGGGCUUCACAGUUACUAGGUCGUCAGCUGACUGAUAUAAAAAGUUUGUCAGAGUAUCUUGUCACUAUUGGCUUCUCAUGUGGGAAAACCGCUGCCAAGUUCAGUCUCUUGUCUGGUAGCACAAGUCCACCAAAAUUGAAAGAUAAAAACAGAAAACAUAAAGAUGGGCAGAUUUUGCUUCAGCGUAAACUUCAUCAGAAAGAAAUAAUUCGCAAGCACAAACAAAAGUUGCUGGAGCAGCAAAAACUUGAGCAUCAGCCAGCUGAAACCAACUCCCCAAUAACAGCCAGCCUUCUUACAAACGAUAUUCUGCCAUUCCCUAAGAAAAAAGUUCGCCCUCGUCCAUUGUCAGUUCAGCCAUUGAUUCCCUGUUGGAAUCAGAAUGGUAGCUCUACCAUGAACACGCUAAGGAAUGAAAAGAUGGAUGUUAAGUCUAGUUUAGAUUUAACUUCUGGGACCAUAGUUCCCCAGGCCGGGACCAAACUAUUAGGUGACCAGAAUAACAGACUACUGAAUUUAGUUUUACUAAAUGCAAGUGGGAGGAAUUCUUUAAUUCUUCCAAAACGCUGUCAAAGUGCCAGUGUGGUGGAGAAGUAUUCUAGCAACAAUUUAGAAGGUUGUCAUCAGAAUUCAGAAUUCUGCCCUCCGGACAAUAUAAGUACGUCUGAAAGUAUGCAAAAGUCAUCUACAGUACAUUCAACAACGGGACCACAGAUUAUUUCUGCACUAUCCAAGGUACUCCAGCGUAACAAAAAAGUCUUAGAACCUGUAACAUUAACAAAUGAAAACCCUGUUUCCCAGCAGAAUAAAAGAAAUGGGGAAAACAUCGGCCAGUGUGAGAAUUCAGCAACUAAAAGAAGGUGCAUGACUUCUAUUGGAGUUAAAAAACAAAAAAGCCUAGAGAACGAUGCUUAUAACAAAGCCAGUCACUCGGCUCGUUUGAGACCGUUCUCUUGUCCGGUCUCUGUGAACAAGAAGAUUUCUCAACAGCAGCCAGAAAUAGUUAGUGAUUGUGAUAGUAAAAGUGAAAGUAAAGAAACUUCACCCACUGAAGAUCCCAUCUCUGUCGACUGCCAAAGAGAGGAAAAAGAACAACAACAAAAUGAGGGAAAUAAAUAUCAUUUUGUCCAGAAGCCUACUGUGAUAAAUCGUCCAAUCAUGCCCAAUGUUGUUUCAUGUCCAGACUUCCAACAGCUCUCAUUAGACACAUCGCCUGAGCAAAUCUCAUCGUCAGGAAAAUUAAGCUUCAACAUUCUGAACACAUUACUCUCAUCAAACUGUGAUAAAACUCCAGACUUCUGGCACAAGUCACAAAGCCUGCCCUCACACACACUGCCAGUGACUUCCCCUUUCGUGUCCACCUCUCUCCACCCCAAGUCAUCUCCUGCUGAGCUUGAUGCCCUGCAGAACGGCCAGUUGAGGCCGCAGAACAAUCUCUCCAACUCUACAGAAAAUCCUGCCAUUCUGUCCACGCCAUCUAGUCGUAGUGCUUUCGUCCCCGUCACCAGCCACAAACAGUUGGCUGUCAGUUCCAUUUUGACAGAAACAAGUGACCUGGCUUGUGAACAUUCCCCGGCUAAGAAUAAACUGACAGUCUCCUGUCCUUCUAUCAAUCAAAUUAACAACACAUGUGCUGAGCCACUGCCAGAUGAAUCUCAGUUGUCACAUGAUGAAAUACCUAGUUCACAGAGCUCCACGAACAAUACUCAAAUAAACUCAGAGCCCUGUAACAGUGUGGUGACUUCAUGUGAAUCCACCAUGAAUCACGAACCAACUCUCCAGAUGUCUCAAAAUGUAGAACAAUCUUCCACUUGUGUGAGUAUGUCCGCGCUAAGCACAAGUUCAGAUCAUACGGAAAAUGAGCCUGUGUUUUCAACUUCAUCAGCUACCCCCACUGUGCAGACCAAACCUUCAAACAAGUGUAACCCACACACUAACCAAACGGGCAGGACAAGUCCCAGUUCACAGGUCAUCAAGACCAGCUUGCCAGUUACACCCCCUAAACGAGCUAACAAGAACAGAUUCACUCCCAUCCGUCCUAAGCUGGGUUCCACAGUCUCCUCCCCACAAAAGAGUGUCUCCACACUCUUGAAAGAGCAAAGGGUGAGGAUCACCCAAGAUUUAAUUGUCAACCUGGCCAACAGCUACCAAGGGGAGGUAAAGCUCCAACUCCCUGUGGAACUUCUGGGGCUGUCCUCCCCUGGAAUGUCAAAAUCUGCUGAUGUGCUUGUAACUAUCGGACCACCAGCGAACACUCUCUCCAACAAAACCUUGCAAGCAGGAAACAAUCUGAACCAACCUUUCCCUAAUAAUUCAACAACAGAAGGAAUGUGUAUAGAGAACCAACAGUUGUACUACCCCUCCAUACAGUGUCGAGCUAGUCAGCCUCUAAGUGUUCAGGUGUUGAGCCACAAUCUUGAUAAUUCAGUCUCCUCCAAGUCUUUCAUGUCUCCUGUGUCCCACAACGAUUCCUCAUUAGUUUUCCCUGCAGACAAUGCCCAGCUUCUUCUUGUUUCUCCAUCCAAAACAUUUGCUAGCCAACCUGUGAUUGUACAGGACGGGAGUGGCAACAAGUUUGCACUUGACCAGACUAUCUUACCACAGAACCUGACGCAGCUCUACAGUACUGCUCACAUGGGCCAGUCAGAUGCUAAGCUAACCUCUGCCCACAAUGAGGUUAAUAAAUGUGAGAUCAAAGGUCAUGUUAUUGGACCUGAUGCCAAAGGUCAAACUUAUUUACUGGUUCCAAAUUCUGACAGAUCGCCCGCUGACUCUGUGUCAUUAAACCCCUUGUCAUCUCAGCCAACAAAGCCAGAGCUUCUCACAAAAAGCCUUCCAACCUUACACAACAACAGUAAACCAGGCGGCAGACUAAUCCAAUCAUCAAUGACGCUUUCGUCAGAGCUCCUGACAGAACUGAGCCAGAUAGCAAGCGCUGACCAGAACCAAAUACGACAACACAACUCCACCCUGUCAGCUUUCCACAAGUGUUCCAGCCACUCCCAGCUGGACACAAACACACCCAAACCAUGUGAUACCAACACUGAGGACAAACAGAACAAUUUCCUAUUGUUUGACUCACUAGCUAACCACCAUAACAUACCUCAGGGUGCCUCAAACACCCCAGAGACAAAACCAUCAGCACAGACAGACACAAGGACAACAGACACUGGUGUUUACCAGAUGCAGAAAGCCCAGCAGAGGCUGGGGAAGAGGAAGGCUUGUAAGAGUGGGAAUGAAGAAUGCAAGGACAAGAAAAGGUUCAGCAGUCCCAGGGAUAUGGAAAAAGAAGUGGAUGAUGAAGUGUUUAUUAUCAACAUAGAAGACAACCAAGAGGCCAUGCGGAGUAAACCAGGCCUGCAGCUAGACACACCCUCAAAGCCAGUGACUAGGGUAACUGAUUCCCAGGGGUUGAACAGUACAGCCGAGGCAGGGGAAAUCAAAAACAAAUUAACCGACAUGGAAGCCCUCUUGGAUUUGAUUCCGAACCGCAAGCUGAUGACGGUCAAAGAGACUGUGAUGGCUCUACAGGCGCUCAGAGCUCAGCUCAACAGCAGGAGGAAAAGUUCAGAGGUCAGUAAAAUGGAGUCGGGUCCCGAACAUGAAGUCUUAAACACUGUGGUCCCCAUGUCCCAGCAAGCACAGACUCACCUGUCUCAGGUGAGCCACUUGCUUACGUCCUCACUCAACACACAGACUCCGCAACAGAUGGUCAGCAGUGUUAAACCAAGACAAGAAACCCAGGUCAAACUAUCCACCCCUAAAAGGAGAUGCAAGACUGAGUGUUCGUUUUAUCCAGAUGCUUAUUCAUACUCUGAAGAAGUCAAGUAUCAGAAGGUGGAUCACACAAACAUAAGGAGUAUAAGUCUCAAUUUGGAGAGCUUAGAGAGUGAUGCAUUGUUAGACAGUGAGCAAACAUUGGACCAUAAACUUGUGGCUGAUAUUAAUGAUGGACUCUCAGGAAACUCUGAUCUCAAAACAUCAGUUGGUGUAUUAACAAAAGCAACCAAAUCUAAAGUUGCAGCAAGUUUGUCUGCCCAGUCCAAGAUGAGGUCUAGUGUGGGCAGCAUGCAUGAAAUGGAGCCCAUGGGUCUUGGUGUUAAACCUCUACAUGUUAUUGAGCUUGAUGAGCACCCAGUCAAAAAGGAACCGUCCUUAGUUUCAAACAACAUUCCUGAUGGACCAGCCUUGAAAGUGUCAUCCAGUGCUCAUCAGCACACCAAUGUCUCAAGCUCACUCAACGACAUGGCCCACAAGCCAUCUCAUGCUGAGAAGCAGCAGCCCCACACAGGCAGUAAAGGCAAGGUCUCUGAUAAUCCUACUAUUGUCAAGUUCUUAACCGGGGCUUUCACUGACAGGACAGCCCUGUCAAAACCCUACAAUCACAACUCAUUACCUGACCAGAGUCCUAUGGAAACUCUUUCGACCUCCAAGGAUGAAUCAGAUGGUAAUGAGUUGCCCAUUGACAUAGUAGACUUCAUCACUGAGUCCAUGUCGUCCAGGAGACAAACGUCCAUGUCUACAUUUUACAACAGCUCAUCCCUGCUGGCUGAUCUAUUCAGGAAUGACUACCAGGUUACCGCUGGGGUUGAUAUGGAUAGCUCUACAGCUUGGAGGAGUCUUUCUGCUCCUAAUUCUACAGAUGAGCACUUUAGUAUGGGACCAGGUUCCUUUCAGAAAAAUCCCACAGAAAAUCAGCAAUUUUAUGAAUCAGAAAGUUCCUUUAAUUUGUACAACGAUGGGCAGUACCAGCCAAAGGUUACCAUUUCAAAAUCUUCUCUGCCAUCUAGUCCAUCAUUGUAUGUGGAUUCACCUCACAAUUCUGAGCUGUCUCACAGCAAAAAAACUGAUUCUUCCAUGCAGAUGUCUGUGAAUGAUGGUACAUUCCUUAGCCCUGUGGGUCCAGCUAGACUCACUAGAAGAUUAUCUGUUGAACGUUCUGUUUCUGGUGAUAGGAGUGUAAACAAAACACCUGUUGAAUUUUUGGGGAAUAAGAACGACAGGCCGUCAUCUAGGUUGAAACAAGAGAAAUCCAAAUCUAAAACACCAGUGGAUAGAUAUUUGGCUAAGACUCCAGUGGACAGGGCUGUUUCUAGGACGUCUAUAGAGAGACCAGGUGAUCAAUCUAGUGGAGAUCCAACACAGGCAACCUCCGUCAUCCAGCAGCCAACACAGACAUCCAUCACCCAGACCACAUCAGCCAUCCAGCAUCCAACUCAGACAACCUCCAUCAUGCAGCAUCCUACACAGACCACCACCAUCAUGCAGCACCCAACUCAGACGACGUCACAGCACCAGAACAUCAUUGAGAGGUCUGCAAUAAAGCUGGCGCUGAUGUCUCCAGACAAAACCUGCAACAGAACUGAUCUCUCCUUGUUCUCUGGCUCCUGGUCCAACUUGAUGGAGAGCAACAGAGGAGACCGGUCACUAAACCAGACGCCCCUGUCUGAUGGCGGCUACAGCAGCGUCAGCCAGACCCCCAUCUCAGACAUUGGUUACAGCAGUGUCAGCCCAAGCCCUGUCUUCAUGACCGCCCCACACCUGUAUGUGGACUGUGAGCGCAGAGAGCUCACAUCCCCAGCCACCAUCUUCCAACCCCUGAGGUCUGAUAAUAAUUUAAACAGUUUCAGCUCCAGGCACCACAGUGUUUCAGAGACAAGUUUAUCCAAGUCCAACAGCUUUUAUAACAAAGCCUUAGAUUCUCCAAACUUGACGUGUUCAGACAAUUCUAAAGUUGACACCCAGCAGGGCUCUGUCACCCUGCAAGAUGGGGCUGUGUUUGAUAUGGAUCUGUUUGAUGAAUCCCACUACAACAGUAAAAUGGCUUCCCCUAUGGUGCAGAGCAUGUCCACCCAGCUGCACUGCAUCCCAACACCACCCUCCAGCCCAUCUUCACCAGUGCAGAACAAGCAAGAGCCUGGAGGUUACUCCUCACAGGGCAACACGCCUGCCUCAAAACAGUCACAGACACAGCAGUGGGCAAACCAGAACGCCAGGACAACAUCCGCCUCACACAGCGGCAGCCAGAGGUCUUCCACAAAGUUACAAAUCAUCCCCACCAGCCCUACAGUCAUGUCCAACCUGUCCCCCACUAAACAAGGGCACCAGUACAACCCUCACCCCUCCCCACCAUUCACACCAAGCUCCCAGCGCUGCCCCACCCCCUGCUCCCACAUCUCCUUGAUCUCCCCCCAGUGCACCACCCCCAGUAGCGACUCCAACUCAGCCCCCAACCGCUUUGUACCCAUACAGACUUCAGGCAUUCUGGCCAUCUCAUCUGUUGGCUCACAAAGCUACAUUCAACCAAUCAGACCCAUCGUUACAAUCGCCAGCGCUGCCAAUCAGAAUCUCUACAACAACUGUUUACUGUCUUACAACUCACAGUCCAGUGAUAUUGGCACACUCAGCUCAGGUAUUAAGUCCAGCAGUAUCCCAAUCUCCACUUCCACCAGCACUACAAGCAACUUACACUGGGCUAUGAGGAAGAUCAACCCAACCCCUCAGCAAUCUGCCCCUGCUCUUGUCCUCUCACUGAGCGGGGCUAUCGGCUCUGUGUCUGGUAGAGGCAUGAAAGACGGCUGGGGUGGUCAGGACAAGACCUCGGCCUACGGUGAAACCAACAGUUCCCAGAACACCCCUGGCCAUCAGACAGAUGUGACUGACAACAACCUGUCAAACCAUUUCCUACCUUCUUACGAAGAGGCUGUGACACUGCUGACAGGAAACAAUACUAAGAAAAAAUCCCAGAGAUCAUCAGUGGCGGCUCAGCUUGAGUCCAACGCGCUGGAGAAAAGUCGUAACGCACAUGAUGAAAAGAGCCAACACUCCAUACACGAUACAUCCCAGGCUUACCAACAUUACAAUGAAAAAGACUCUGGACACCAGAAUACAAACCAGAAACCUAAAGAAGCCAGGAAAGACACAUUGACUUCCUUGAAGACCAAACCCAGCAGGAAGCCGCCCACCUCGGAUUACUCCACCGUCUUGUGUUCCACCAACCCCCACGUCACCUACAGGAGCUCCAUCGACUGGAAACUUUCCCAGCCGGUCGUAUCCAGCAGCGAGACGAGGCUUGACCACGCCAUUAACUCGGACAUACCCACCGCCUAUUAUUCUGGCACCGCCCCUAAUAAAACAGCUUUCAGCUCCGCCGCCAUAACUUCUGACCAAAUGACCAGCGUCCACCAGAGCCAGCAGUCACAAACCACAGCCUACCUUGAAGCCCAGCUUAUAAAACUGAGCGCAUGCCUGGACAAGAGGCCAGAUGGCCCUAACCAGGAUGACCUUGAUGAAACGUUGGAUGUACUUAAAAACCUGGACAGCAAAUAUUUCCAGCAGUCUGAUGAUUAUUGAUGCUAAGACUUAUAAUUUAGGGAGACCUGUAAUUCUAAUGAUUUGUAAACUUGGAUGAUUCUAAUGACUUAUAACAACUUGGAUGAUUUAUGAUUCUAAUGACUUAUAACAACUUGGAUGACUUAUGAUUGUAAUGACUUGUAAUUAGUUUGACUGAAGCAACUGUGCAUGUUCCAGCCAGUAGCAGAUGUGAAUGUUGUAGAUUGUUGCUGUACACAGCCAGCCACUAGAUGUAAAUCUCUCCACCAAAUGAAAGACAUUGGAACAGUGUGUUCUGUUGAUUCACCAAGGUGGCGUUUGUUGACUUGUAAUGAUUGUAUUAUUUAUUUUGUUACUGGGGUUGGGGAAAGGGGUUUAUAUACUGUAAAUAGAAAAUAAUGUAAAAUAAAUCAAUCUAUA
Physella acuta is the source of this 8570-nucleotide messenger RNA. RefSeq names its product mucin-3A. Gene Ontology annotation, biological process: regulation of transcription by RNA polymerase II. Gene Ontology annotation, molecular function: DNA-binding transcription factor activity, RNA polymerase II-specific; RNA polymerase II cis-regulatory region sequence-specific DNA binding. NCBI's taxonomy places the organism in Eukaryota, Metazoa, Mollusca, Gastropoda, Physidae. The record is from RefSeq and is a predicted model, not a curated record.